Nicotiana attenuata is the source of this 699-nucleotide messenger RNA. RefSeq names its product probable protein kinase At2g41970. The transcript is spliced from 4 exons. Bases 1 to 699 code for a protein of 232 amino acids. Lineage: Eukaryota; Viridiplantae; Streptophyta; Magnoliopsida; Solanales; Solanaceae. The record is from RefSeq and is a predicted model, not a curated record. Gene Ontology annotation, biological process: protein phosphorylation. Gene Ontology annotation, molecular function: ATP binding; protein tyrosine kinase activity.
AUGGAUGAGCCCAAAACUAGUAUUGAAAGAUCAAGGAGAGAGGACACGGACCAGGCUGCAUUUCUCAUUGAUUCACCUAAUGCGGGCAUUAGUUUAAUUUCAAAUGCCAAGUUGUACUCAGUCUCCAUACAUCUCAACUUCAGUGAAAGAGGAGAGCCAGGAGUGCAGCGAGAGGUGGAGCUCCUCAGAAAGUAUUACCAAUUGAGGCUCCGGUUAACUGGCAACUUUGGUCAGAAAGCUUUGGUUGGAGAGGGAUCUUAUAGCUGCGUGUUUUGUGCUAAAUGGAGCAAUGGCCAGCAAGCAGCAAUCAAAAACUUGGAUACUAGUUCUUCACCAGAACCAGAUUCUGACUUUGCAGCCCAGUUAUCAAUGAUUUCAAGACUUAAACAUGAGCAUUUCACGACUCUUAUGGGCUAUUGUCUCGAGGGAAACAAUCAUAUAUUGGUAUAUGAGUUCGCAACAAAGGGCUCUUUACACGAUGUAUUACAUGGUAGAAAAGGUGUAAAAGGUGUUGAGCCAGGUCCUGUUCUUACCUGGAAUCAGAGAGUUAAAAUUGCUUAUGGUGCAGCAAAAGGCCUCGAAUACCUACACGAAAAAGUUCAGCCACCUAUCGUUCAUCGUGAUGUCAGAUCCAGGAUAAAACACAUAGUUAUACAAAUCAAAUUUGAGAGAUUUUAUGCACCCUUAUUCCUCAGAUAA